Messenger RNA from Fusarium proliferatum ET1, 432 nucleotides. RefSeq lists its product as uncharacterized. NCBI's taxonomy places the organism in Eukaryota, Fungi, Ascomycota, Sordariomycetes, Hypocreales, Nectriaceae. The coding region runs from base 1 to 432 and encodes 143 amino acids. The transcript is spliced from 2 exons. The record is from RefSeq and is a predicted model, not a curated record.
AUGCAAGAUUUUGGAAAGGACACAGCCAAAAUAGAGGAUGCGUCUGCCUGGGUCAGUCUGAAUACUUUUACGGGUCGAAUCACGAACAAUGGCCUCGUGGAUUUCUCACUUUAUGCCAUUAUCGAGAUUCCAAAGGCUCUAGAGAAAGAGAUCCCCCCAUCCGGGCCAACGCGAGACUUUAAGCUUAGGACUGCCAACAACUGGAUCCUCGCAGGCGGUGUCAAGCUCUUCAAGGACGCUCGCAAGGCUGAUACCCUCGAUGAAGGGGGGGGGGGCUGCCUUGGUUACGAGGCCACACAGGUAGCUUGUCGCAUGGAGAAGAUUAUGGAGGACAAUGGCCAGCCAGAGGCUCGACGGCUUGGUACGACUGAGGAAGAUGGUCGGGCCGAGGAAAAGAUGAUUCUAGAUGUCGGUAUUAAUUAUGAAGAGUAG